UUGGAUCACAGGGGUUAAUUCGGUCAGCGCUUGAAUGAAAUGAAGUUGCCAUCUGACUUAUCGCAAACCAAACUUGUUAGGACGAAAAACCUAAUAUUGACUCCAAAGUGCCCUCAUCGCCCGACGGCAUCUAUGCGCAUCCAUUCAAUUUCGUCGGCCAUCAGGGUCCUUGUGAUCUCCAGGAUGAUGAAUACGGAUCCUGCGAUGGCCUUGAUGGUCUGAUGACUUUUGAUAUAAGUCCUUGGCUAGCCCACCAUAUGGAAUCUCUUUCGGACAGCAGUGAUAACACCGCUGCCAGCUCUACGGUUCCUGACAGCGAAGCCGCGGCACAAUACAUUAACAUUGCUUGGGACAGUCCUUGGUAUCGCUUACCUGGGACCGACAGUCCAAUUUCUUCUUCGCCUCUCCCAGAUUCCUACUCUUGCGCAUGUUCGCAAGACGUUCGGCAAGCCAUAGCGCAACAAGAGCUUUUGCUUGACUUUUUCCACGACGAAUUGCGCCGGAUCAUUCCGGGUGCUUAUGAUUAUAACACUGCUUGGUUAGAAGAUGUUGACCCGGACCUGGUUCUUUCACCUGUCCGAAGUUAUGAGGAGCUAUGUUGGCAAUCAGCGAUCUCCGACCGCAAGUCUCGCCCCGAUGUGCCUGUAGGGCUUGGGGAUUAAACUUGUUGGUCAUUUUUAAGAGAUUUGCUGAGCGGGAACAUGGAUGUGGGGUUACUUUUUGGAGUCUGUUUCGUCGUCAUUAUACCACCUCGGAGUGUUAGAAUGUUAUAUAUGUACUACUAUCCAUUAUUCGCGUUUACAAUUCGCCUCCACGUCUCCUCCGAGCUCGUUUGUAUAUUACUACGGGCUGUACUUUCCUUUGACAUACAAGAACGUCCCACACUCUUA
This is a messenger RNA of Suillus discolor, 890 nucleotides long. RefSeq lists its product as uncharacterized. Lineage: Eukaryota; Fungi; Basidiomycota; Agaricomycetes; Boletales; Suillaceae. The transcript has a single exon. Bases 222 to 662 code for a protein of 146 amino acids. The record is from RefSeq and is a predicted model, not a curated record.